Molecule: messenger RNA, 1157 nt
Organism: Vigna umbellata (rice bean)
Lineage: Eukaryota; Viridiplantae; Streptophyta; Magnoliopsida; Fabales; Fabaceae
Product: auxin-induced protein 22B-like
Biological process (GO): regulation of DNA-templated transcription
Cellular component (GO): nucleus
Source: RefSeq, a predicted model, not a curated record
CACAUCUCAAGUCUUAUCAUCAUCAUCAUCAUCAUCAUCAUCUCACAAGCUACGUACAGAGAGAAGAACAGACCGACCAACAAAUUAACAGGCACUUCCUUGUAUUUUGGGUAAUAGACUCUGCUAGGAACAGAUGGAAAGCACUGUCACGUAUGAGACUGAUCUCAACCUCAAGGCAACUGAGCUUAGAUUGGGGCUCCCAGGAACAGAAGAAACUCAGGAAAAAACACUGCCUCCGUCUGCUAGAACUACCAACAAAAGGCCAUUGACUGAAACUUCUGAGGAGACUGUUUCUAAUGCUCAAAAAAAUGUGGAAGCUGAGGCAGCCCCUCCAGCCAAGGCAAAGAUAGUGGGGUGGCCACCAAUCAGAUCCUAUAGGAAAAACAGCCUUCACGAGAACGAGGGUGCUGGGAUUUAUGUGAAAGUAAGCAUGGAUGGAGCUCCUUACCUGAGGAAGAUUGACCUGAAGGUGUAUGGAGGCUACACACAACUUCUCAAAGCUCUAGAAAACAUGUUCAAGUUGACCAUAGGUGAGUACUCUGAAAAUGAAGGUUACAAGGGAUCUGACUAUGCACCAACUUAUGAAGACAAGGACGGUGACUGGAUGUUAGUUGGAGAUGUUCCAUGGGACAUGUUUGUGACUUCUUGCAAAAGGCUGAGGAUCAUGAAAGGAUCAGAGGCUCGGGGUUUGGGUUGUGGUGUAUGAGAAAGAAAGGCUCUCAAAUUAGCAUGAAAAAGUGUUUUGGGGUUUGGGAAACCAUGGUUUGAGCUUGGGUUAUCGGAUCUAAAGGGUUCUGACUUUUGAAUCACUCUAGUGUAUGCAGUUUGUUGGCUGGCAUACCUAAUAUGGAGUUAUAACUCUGAAGGAGGAGAUGGAAGAUACAGUGAAGUUUCUUCCUCAAGUUUGGCAACUUUUAUGGUGGGAUAUGCUAUGCUAUUCCGUGUUCUUCUUUCCACUGAUCCUUUUUCAAGUUUCAGAAUGACAAAUCUCAUAGAGAUUUCAAAUGAAACUUUGUGUAGAAGAAAGAUAGAAAAGUUUAUAUGUAAUAUUAAUUGUUUACUCCAUGUUUUUUCUCUUUUAUCUUGAUACAAGAAUACAGUGUAAUAUACAGUUUUCGUAUGUGCCUGUGUUAUUCAUUGGAGCUCUUCAUUAUUAA